Molecule: messenger RNA, 1936 nt
Organism: Schistosoma turkestanicum
Lineage: Eukaryota; Metazoa; Platyhelminthes; Trematoda; Strigeidida; Schistosomatidae
Source: the annotation of a GenBank genome assembly
UUGGUUGUUAAGUUUCCUGGCGGAAUUGCAAAACUGCGAUAAGUUUUUUCGCACUGUCGUUUCUUGGUCGUGCGCGUAGUGAGUGAGAGGGACGUAAGUCUUAUAAGGUUUUUUACUGGCAAUAGGUUUAUUAUACUUCUAAUGGUGUAAAAGUGUCAAAUUUUCGGCACAAUUAUUGCUCUAACGGUUUUUGACCAACUCAAGCUUUUUCUACCGUAUCUGUAGUCCCAGCUUAGAUAUUGAAAUGUCUAGCGCUUUAGAAACGGUUAUUUAUAAUGAAUCCUCACCGAUUUAUGUGUAAGGUCUGCAAUGUAUGGUGUGACACUGAAAAUGUUCUACGAAUGCACCAAAUGGGGAAAAGACAUCGCUCUAAAUGCCUUGCUCUAGAUAGUUUGAACAUAGGGGAUCACAAUAAUUAUCCUCUAAAAGUUUCCUUACCAACUCUAAUGACUCCUGAUUCAGGAUCACCAAGGGAUUCAUUUGCAGAUACAGGUUUUUGUUCUACGGUGGCUAUGAAAAAUUCAAACCGUGAUCAAGAAUCACCUUUUAAUAUGAAUUUCGUUGAUUCCAGUUCAGAUAGGACAAAGCCAGAACAUCCGUCGACUGAUUCUGAAGUUUCUUUUACUUGCAGUACAUGUGAUGUACAAUUGAAUUCUCCAGAUCAAUAUACUUCUCAUAUUCGUGGCCGAAAGCAUAAAAGUAAAUUAAACUCUAGUCCAACCUCUAAUCCCUCGUCGAGCCAUAAAGUUACACAAUCCAGUGAAGGAAGCUCAACAUCUGUAUUUUAUUAUUGCAAUACCUGCCAGUUUGUAAUAUUCAAUUCAAUGAAACUGAAACAUUUAGAAUCAGAAGAGCAUCAAUUGAAUGUUCGCAAGUUAGAAAAAAGGUCACUAUCAUUAGGUCUACGUGUAGAGAAUUCCUCACACUUACGUAAGUAUGAACGAUCCUGUCGGAAAGUAUUGGUGCCUGUAUAUGAGUCAAUUAAAUUCACACCUGCUGAAGCUCAGCUAUUGGAGGAUUCUGCAAAAGGUGAUCAAGAUUGUAUUUUGUUGUUGGAUUCAUUUGACGGUCGAGAUCGUAUUGCAAUACACCUGGCAAACGCCUUAUUAAUAGCUAAUUGUAAUCUAUUAACUACUGACUCAUCAAACUCCUCCAUUCCUACCUGGGUAGUAUGGGUUCUUCCUAAAAGAGAAAAUUCCCCAAGAAAUUCUGUUUCCGUUUUCGGAUCUGAAUUAAAUAAUAAAAGUGAUAAUCCAUCUCAACGUCCAUUAAAAAUUGCAUACCUACCUUGUGAUUUAAGAAUAUUAUCACAAGUUGAUUUGAUACUUACAACCUCUGAUUUAUUUGUUGAACAUUUAUCAAGUUUAUUAAUGCAACAAAAGUUUAUUUGUGCCAUAAUUAUUCAUGAUGUCAAUGUGGCAGUAAAAGAUGAAAAGUUUUGCAAACUUCUCUCACAUUAUCGUCAAUAUUUCAGAAAUCAAACUAAUCGAGCACGAAUUAUAUGUUUUGCUCAGACGAAAGUAGAGAAUCACAGUGUUUUUUCAUCGUUCACACAUUACAGUUGAACAAGAAGAAAGUCAUAUAUUUCUUUUUUUUUUUAUACAAACAAUCAAGAAAAAAAUGUUUCAUAGAUUAAUUAUUUAUUAUCUGAACAAGAUGAGAUAAUAAAUCCUUUGCAAUUUUCUACCAUAUUUUUUGAAGUUUUAUUUAUCAUUGAACAGAUGGGCUUUUCAUCAUUCUUUUUUUUGAUUCGUUUUAUAGAAAAGAAGAAAAAAAACAAACUUGUGUUACUUUUCGUUUUAUUUUAUUAUUUAUGCUUUAUUUGUGCAUACAUAGAGUUCUAAUUUUUUUGUUUUUCGCCUCUUCUGAAAAUUCGUUUUUUCAUUUUCAUUUUUCCUUUUUUUUAUGUAUAUAGCAAAAAUUUUUAUGGAUGAAA